AAUAUCGGCCUUAGUUGUACGUCUUCGUUACUCAGCUUUUAUUCGCCAUAAAAACAAGAUCGUACAAAUUUAAAAUAAGGGGAGGAUUGCAGACUGCUCGUUAUCAGGCGAACAUUUACCGGCGUUUUCAAGCAGGAUUUCAUCAGUUACAUAUUUAAGAAGUAAGAUCUUGAAUCGUCAAAGAACAUCGUGAUUCAAUAUGGCUUGGGUACCUUUAGAAUCGAAUCCAGAGGUUAUGACGAAGUUCCUCCAUAAAUUGGGCGUUCCAAAGAAAUGGUCGAUCAUAGAUGUAUACGGUUUAGACCCGGAAUUGUUGGCGAUCGUCCCUAAGCCGGUUCUUUCUGUAAUUCUGCUUUAUCCUGUCACUAUAAAGAAUGACAAGACUGAAGAAGAAGAAGAAGCAGCUAAAGAAAGCAAAAGUGAUGCUCCAGAUUCAGUUUAUCAUAUGAAGCAAUGUAUCUCGAAUGCUUGUGGAACAAUCGCACUGGUUCAUAGUGUAGCCAAUAAUUUGGACACCUUGCAACUUGAGGAUGGUUUCCUCAAAACAUUUUUGGAUGAGACCAAAGGACUUCCAUCUGCUGAGCGUGGAGAACGUUUGAUAAACGCACAAGGCAUCAUUGAUACUCACAUGGAAUCGGCUCAGGAGGGACAAACUGAGGCACCUGGGGAAGAUAUGGAAGUGUACCACCACUUUAUUGCGUUUGUACAUAAGGAUGGUUCUCUGUAUGAACUAGAUGGUCGGAAACCUAGUUCCAUCAAUCACGGCUCGACCUCAUCAGAGACGCUUCUGGAGGAUGCCGCUCGCAUCUGCAAGGAUUACAUGGCGCGCGAUCCUGAGGAAGUGCGUUUCACGGUGGUCGCACUCGCUGCCAAUGAAUGAACGGCCCUCUUAUCCCAAGUGCAUUUGCCUUUAAGCUAACUUAAGUUCAAUUAAUUUAUUUCGUAUAUGACUCGUACAUUUUAUGCUUCGGCGACGCAUUUAUUUCGUUCAAUUGUAGCUUUUCUAUGUGGUAUGUGGCAUAUUGAGAGAUAUUUCAAAAACGAAAAAAAAAACGAAGAACAUUCAAAAGAAGUUUACAUGUGCAGUUGUUCAUUACAUAAGUUUGCUUCUAUUGAAUGCAUUCCACAACUUACCAGAUCCCCAAUCUGUCGCACGGACCUUACAUAGACUUUAACAACGCCAAAAAUACAAAUGUAGUUAGCAACAUACCGGCAAUUUGCCAGUGAAUUCGCUGCAGAUUGCCAUCGAUUGCAACUGAAUUAGAUUUUGCCAGCAAAAUUCGCAGUUAUAACACGACAGAAAAUUGGCGACAAAAACGGAGCGAAUUGGCCUUGCUGAAUACGAUAUACCUUCCAUCGAAUUAAACUUUCCGUCGUUAUUCUGUUGAUAAAAUUCGAAAUAGACAGUUUAUGAAAUCUGCUCCUAACGAGCUCGUUUGUGCAAGGAUAUUUUUGAUCGCUGAAAGAGGAAAAAAAGAAACUAAAUAACGCGAGAUGCUGUAAAGAGACAACAAUAAACUACAGAUACUGUGCGUCGAUCAAAGUCCCUGUGCUUUAUAUAAUCAGACGAGCGUGCGCCAGAGCGAGUUUCAGGGCUCGCGAAUCGAAAUUGACGACAAAUUAGAUUCUAUACGUUUCCCGGUUUGACAAGGUAACGCGUCACAACUCGGUAACAUUUGUUGUUGACAAUCAGCAUUUUGUACACUUCUAUAUAGAGCGAAUUGAAUUUUGUACAACUGAAACAUAUUCGCUUAUGAGUAUUCGACCUCUAAUUGAGUGAUUGCGAACGUUGAGAUAGAGCGACAAUAAACACACAUACAUACAUACCGGCACGAUUUAAUUAAAUUUAAAUUUAACUAAAUCUA
Molecule: messenger RNA, 1865 nt
Organism: Odontomachus brunneus
Lineage: Eukaryota; Metazoa; Arthropoda; Insecta; Hymenoptera; Formicidae
Gene: Uch
Product: ubiquitin carboxyl-terminal hydrolase isozyme L3
Exons: 7
Coding region: 200-880 (226 amino acids)
Biological process (GO): ubiquitin-dependent protein catabolic process; protein deubiquitination
Cellular component (GO): cytoplasm
Molecular function (GO): cysteine-type deubiquitinase activity
Source: RefSeq, a predicted model, not a curated record